Molecule: messenger RNA, 1443 nt
Organism: Megalops cyprinoides (Indo-Pacific tarpon)
Lineage: Eukaryota; Metazoa; Chordata; Actinopteri; Elopiformes; Megalopidae
Product: acidic mammalian chitinase-like
Exons: 11
Coding region: 1-1443 (480 amino acids)
Biological process (GO): chitin catabolic process; carbohydrate metabolic process
Cellular component (GO): extracellular region
Molecular function (GO): chitinase activity; chitin binding
Source: RefSeq, a predicted model, not a curated record
AUGGGCAAGUUACUGAUCUGUGUUGGAAUCGCUCUCCUGCUGCAUGUGCAGUUAGGAUCCUCCUACAUCCUGUCUUGUUACUUCACCAACUGGGGGCAGUACAGACCAGGAGCUGGGAAAUACUUCCCCACUAAUGUGGACCCAUGCCUUUGUGACCACCUGAUCUAUGCCUUUGCCGGCAUGAACAACAAUGAGAUCCAGACCUACGAGUGGGAUGAUGUGAAGCUCUAUGGCGAGUUCCAGGCUCUGAAGAACCAGAACAGCAACCUGAAGACCCUCCUGGCCAUUGGUGGCUGGAACUUUGGAACAGCAAAGUUCAGUGCCAUGGUCUCCAGCUCUGCCACCCGUCAGACCUUCAUCACCUCCGUCAUCAAGUUCCUGAGGCAGUACCAGUUCGAUGGUCUGGACAUUGACUGGGAAUACCCUGGCUCCAGGGGCAGCCCUCCUCAGGACAAGCAGCUCUUCACCACCUUGGUGCAGGAAUUGCUGGCCGCAUUCGAGGCUGAGGGCAAGCAGACCAACCGCCCUCGUCUCAUGCUGACAGCUGCUGUGUCUGCUGGCAAAGGCACUAUUGACUCUGGCUACCAGAUUGCUCAGAUUGGACAGGUCCUGGACUACUUCCAUGUCAUGACCUAUGACUUCCAUGGCUCCUGGGAGCACAACACUGGUGAGAACAGCCCCCUGUACAGAGGACCUGCUGACCAGGGUGAUCUCAUCUACUUCAAUGUCGACUAUGCCAUGAAGUACUGGAAGAGCAAUGGUGCCCCUGCUGAGAAACUGCUGGUUGGAUUCCCCACCUACGGACAUACCUUCAUGCUCGCCAGCUCCUCCAACACUGGGGUGGGAGCCCCAACUGCUGGCCCUGGACCUGCUGGACCCUACACUAGACAGUCUGGCUUCUGGGCUUACUAUGAGAUCUGCACCUUCCUGAAGCAGGGUGCCACUCAGGCCUGGGACUCUGCCCAGGAUGUCCCCUAUGCCUACAACAGCCAGAACGUCUGGGUCGGCUACGACAAUGUGAAGAGCUUCCAGAUCAAGGCAAGUUGGCUGAAGCAGAACCAGUUUGGAGGUGCCAUGGUGUGGAGUCUGGACCUGGAUGAUUUCAGCGGGACCUUCUGCGGCCAGGGCAGAUACCCUCUGAUCAAUACCCUGAAGAGUGGCCUGGGAACCGGCCAGAGCUGCAGUGCUCGCACCGACCCCCUGCCUCCCGUCACCCAGGCCCCUCCUGCGCCUCCCCAGCCCCAGCCUGGUGGUGGUGGCAGCAGCAGUGGAGGAAGCAGCAGCGGAGGAAGUGGUUUCUGCGCUGGAAAGGCCAACGGACUCUACCCUGACCCCACCAACAAGAACCACUUCUACGAGUGCAACCAGGGCCAGACCUACGUUCAGCAUUGUGCCGCUGGCCUGGUCUUCGACCCCAGCUGCUCCUGCUGCAACUGGGCCUAA